AUGAGCCGGAGUCGGGCCCACGACUGGAAUAAGGAGAGAGUCAUCUUGGACAGAAGAGGCUCCGACGGGGAGUAUGAUAUCCGUUCUCCGGGCGACUCUCACCGCAAUGCUCGACCUCAACCGAGCUACUACGGGCCGAACUUUUCGGACGUCGAGAAGCGUCGCUCAUCAUCUCUGGCUUAUGGAGAUAUCAGGCACCCUGUGACGCCUGAUCGCUACGGCAAGCGCCCACAGCCAUAUCCUCCGCAUGUGGCCAAGGAAUAUGAUGAAUACAAGAAGUAUGACAAGCUAUAUGCAAAGGCCAAGGCAAAGACGGCCGACAAUAAGACUCUCCUCAAGACUCCGGUGCACGACGACAAGUAUCGGCAGAAUAUAGAAAUGGCUCGUGACCUUGCGCAUGGCAGCAGGGUGGCAGCGAACACUGCUUCUGCUGUCCGAACUGGGUUUGCUCAUAAAUACCCAUAUGCGUACGACGGCCUGAGAGGCACGCAGGGGCAUGAAAGGGCAAUUGAGACUCUUCAGAAGGGGGCGAAGAAUGCCGCCAAGGCAGAACGGAGUGCUUCCAGAUUACUGGCACGGCGAUGA
Molecule: messenger RNA, 585 nt
Organism: Aspergillus thermomutatus
Lineage: Eukaryota; Fungi; Ascomycota; Eurotiomycetes; Eurotiales; Aspergillaceae
Exons: 2
Coding region: 1-585 (194 amino acids)
Source: RefSeq, a predicted model, not a curated record